UCGGUUUGUAUUCUGCCACGUCAAUCUGACGGAUAUAGGAGGAGGCUCCCGGGUGAAGGCGGUGCUCUUUUAGAAGAUGUUGCUGUGUGUCCUAUCCAGUUAAAGUGAGAGGGAAGUACUGAAUGACUAGAAGCAGCUCCGAAGAUCUGACAGAGACCAUGGACACCAAGAAACUUGCUGAGAGACUUACUGAAGCUGGGCAGUCUCACAUCCUGCAGUUUUGGGACCAGCUGAGCCCGGAGGAACAAGCCGAGAUGAGUCUUGAUGUGGAGAACAUGAACUUCAUUGAGAUUAAUAACUUUUUCCAAAAUGCCAUGAAGACCUCUGGUCAGAUCUCCCAGGAGAAGGUGGAUAAUAGGAUGGAGCCGGUCCCCCGAGAGGUUUUGGGCAGCGUAACACGUGAUCACGAGUGUCUUAAAGAAUGGGAAAAAGAAGGCCUGCACUGUAUAUCAGAGAACAAAGUGGCAGUUCUUCUGCUGGCUGGAGGUCAGGGGACACGGUUGGGCGUGCCAUAUCCUAAAGGCAUGUACGACGUGAGCCUCCCAUCCCACAAAACCCUCUUUCAGAUCCAGGCCGAACGCAUUCGUAGACUACAACAGCUUGCUGAGAAGCAACACGCGAGGAAGUGCUGCAUUCCAUGGUACAUCAUGACAAGUGGCAGAACAAUGAACAUGACCAAAGAGUUCUUCUCACGAAACAAAUAUUUUGGUCUGAAGGAAGAAAACGUGAUAUUCUUUCAGCAAGGCAUGCUUCCUGCUAUGGACUUCAAUGGAAAAAUUAUUCUAGAGGACAAAGGCAAACUAGCAAUGGCACCAGAUGGAAAUGGUGGACUGUACAGAGCUUUGGGCACACAGAAAAUAGUUGAAGACAUGGAGAAGAGAGGAAUAUCCUACAUCCAUGUCUACUGCGUGGACAACAUCCUUGUAAAAGUAGCCGACCCUGCUUUCAUUGGCUUCUGUUCACUCAAAGGAGCAGACUGUGGUGCAAAGGUUGUAGAGAAGACAAAUCCCACAGAGGCAGUGGGCGUGGUCUGUAAAGUAGAUGGGCGUUAUCAAGUCGUGGAGUACAGCGAGAUCACCUUGCCAACGGCGGAGAAGCGCAGCCCCGAUGGACGUCUCAUGUUCAACACCGGCAACAUAGCCAAUCAUUUCUUCGCCCUUCCAUUCCUUAAGGAGAUUGUGAGGACUCACGAGCCGCAGUUGCAGCACCAUGUGGCACAGAAGAAGAUUCCCUAUGUGAACCCGCAAGGACAGCUAAUCAAACCUGACAAACCCAAUGGGAUUAAGAUGGAAAAAUUUGUCUUCGACAUAUUCCAGUUUGCCAAAACAUUUGUGGUAUAUGAAGUUCUGAGAGAAGAUGAGUUUUCUCCUUUGAAGAAUGCAGACAGUCAGGAUGGGAAGGACAACCCGACUACAGCUCGCCACGCCCUCAUGUCCCUGCAUCACCGCUGGAUCUUAAAUGCUGGAGGUCAUUUCGUUGAUGAGAACGGAACUCGCAUACCUGCUAUACCUAGACAUGGACCAGCAGGGACAGUCACACCUGAAGUCAGCCCGAACCUCAAGGACGGAACAGACCUGCCAAUCAAAUGCGAAAUCUCCCCUCUUGUAUCUUAUGGUGGUGAGGGGUUGGAACAUUUGGCGAACGGACGUGCUUUCCAACCCACUCUGACGAUCGAUGAGAAUGGCGUCCACGAGCUCGUGAAGAACGGGCUGUAAACCCGGAGCUCUCUGCUGCACCUAAAAACCAAAAUGAAGUCAUCUUCAUCUUACUUCCUGUCAGGGUGGAGGAAACUGUGAAAUUCCUGUGCAAUAAAAAUGAAGGAAGGGGCCACCUGGCCAGUCAUAAUCGAACCGUUUUAUGAUCAAACUAUUUAUUUAUUUUAUAUCGGUGCACAUUGUUUCGUUUUUUAUUUCUAGAACUAAGACAUAAAUGAUACACAAUGUGUGGGUUAAUUAAAAUACUUACAGUUGCAUGAAUGGAUACUGCUACGAUUUUAGGUACUACCUGCUUUAUUUGGUACAUUCUAUGUAAAACUAUAGUAGAAAUGUUUUGUCUGCUCUAUGCAUCUGUCUGUCAGUGGCAGGUAUGUUUUUCUUCCAGAAAGUGACAUUGAAUCAGACAUCGAAGCCCUUUUGGAAGUUUGUGAUCUUUGACUCUCCCAUAUUCUCCUCUUCCUCGCUUAUGCACUUGUUGUGUCUUUCUUGUUAUCUUUAGCAUCUUCUUUUGGAUUAGUCAUUCUCCUGAGCUAUAUAGCAGUAUAUUUGUGCACAUGCUUGUAUAAAAGAAUUAAUUUUGAGUCAUUUUGUCAGUCACCUUUAUUUAUUGCAGUUUCAAAUAACCAUGUUAAACUUUAGCUUCAGUGUUUGGUCAUUUUUUGAUUUGCCCCAUAUUUGCACACAGGGGUUAAAAAUGAACUUAGUUUCUCAUAGGUAUUUGAGAAAUUGGAAUCAUCCACAUUGCUGAAAUGUGUUUUUCUGUAUCACUUUUUACUCUACUCUCCAGAGACAGACAUGAAUGAUGGCCAGAUUCAAUAAUGUGAUUAGUAUAAACAGACAUGCUUUCAAAAUCUGCUACAAGCAUAGAAAAUACUAAGCGUAAGAAUUUGUUUUUCACAAUUCUUGUUUUGAAUUGCUUUGGAAUCACACUAAUCAUUCAUCCUUGUGUUCCUUUUUAGCAUGCAUCAGUAAAAAAAUGAAUGAAAACUUAAAGUGACCAGGACCAAGGCAAAAUAUCCAUACAAUUAAACGUAUUAAGAAUUUAGAGAAUUAUUUCUGUUUAAUUGUAAAAUGUCAAGGACGAAAAUUAAAAAUUGAACAAGACUCUAAAUGCAAGUGUUUAGAGACUGGGUGCUUGGGGUUCAGAAGAGAAGAUGACUUAGCAAUAUGUACUUAGACAAGUUUCAUAAACCCAAGUUACAGGUCUGUGCAAGAAAUAUUGUAAAGGUUAGCAGCAUGUAUGGUAAGUUGUAGGUUUUCAAUUAUACUUAAAUUAAGUGCAGAAUAUUUAUUUUCUCAAAUAAAUUUUAAAUAACAGUU
Molecule: messenger RNA, 3035 nt
Organism: Triplophysa rosa
Lineage: Eukaryota; Metazoa; Chordata; Actinopteri; Cypriniformes; Nemacheilidae
Gene: uap1
Product: UDP-N-acetylglucosamine pyrophosphorylase 1
Exons: 11
Coding region: 123-1715 (530 amino acids)
Biological process (GO): UDP-N-acetylglucosamine biosynthetic process
Molecular function (GO): UDP-N-acetylglucosamine diphosphorylase activity
Source: RefSeq, a predicted model, not a curated record